AUGACAAUGGCAUCGGUGGAAGCUCGUGCAACGCGACUCUUACUUUUAUUAUUUAUAUUUGCCUCGAGCUCUACCAGUUCUUCAAUAAAUACCAAUAAAACACCCUCGAUUCCUUCAGAUAAAUUUCUCAAAUUCAUAUACACAACAGCAAAAAAUGGAUAUUUAUCAGAGGAGCAUUCUGUGGUGACAGAAGACGGGUACAUCUUAAGGAUGUUCAGAAUAGUGCAAGCAAAAAAGUGUCAUAAAGAAAAAAAUCAAACUCCAGUCCUAUUAAUGCAUGGUCUAGUGGAAAGCUCUGAUGCGUGGGUAGAAACUGGUCCCGAAGCUGCUGGUCUCGCCUAUCUCUUAUCUGAUGACUGCUUUGACGUCUGGUUGGGCAACAUUAGAGGCAACUACUACUCUAGAAGACACGUGACCCUUGACCCUGAUAAAGAUGCUGCAUUCUGGAAAUUUUCAACAGAUGAAAUGGGACGUUACGAUAUCCCCGCUAUGGUUGACUAUGUCUUAAACAGCACCGGAGUCAACAAGUUGCACUAUAUCGGAUACUCACAGGGCUGUACAAUUUUCUUCAUAAUGUGUUCCGAAAAACCGGAGUAUAGUAAAAAAGUAAGGGUCAUGAUUGCUCUGGCACCUGCGAGUAGACUCCUAAACAGCAAGUCUCUUAUAUUCCGUUUUGUAAACUAUCAUUUUGCUAUUUUUCAAAAGCUUUAUGAAUUGUUUGGUGUAAGGGAACUUUUACAAAAAAAUUCUCCACCUCAACAGUUCAUGGAAAAAGUCUGCAAUUCGCAUCCCUUUCCUGAAGCAUUUUGUAAUUUCGUGUUUUCCUCUUUCGACUCAUAUCAUCCUGGAUCUGUAACUAACGAGACAAUCGCAAAAUAUUUUCGUGACGUUCCUGCUGGUACAUCAAUCCAAAACUUAGCCAAGUGUGGCCAAAGUUUGAAUAGUGAAGAUUUUAUGAAAUUCGAUUAUGGAACAGAGGAGAAUCUCCGGAUUUAUGGUCAAGAAAAACCACCGAAAUAUAAUUUGAAAGCCGUGAAUGUUCCUAUAGUCAUCAUUGUAGGUAGAAAUGAUGGUAUAGUGGAUGGGAAGGAUAUUAAAUGGUUGGUUGGAAGGCUACCUAACAUAAUUGACUUAGUGCAAGUGGAAGAUCCCCUAUGGAACCACCAGGACGUGCAUUACAGUAGAUUUUUUAAAAAACUUCUGUAUCAAAAGAUUUACGAAUAUUUACUUACUUAUAGCAAUUAA
Molecule: messenger RNA, 1245 nt
Organism: Diatraea saccharalis (sugarcane borer)
Lineage: Eukaryota; Metazoa; Arthropoda; Insecta; Lepidoptera; Crambidae
Source: the annotation of a GenBank genome assembly